Molecule: messenger RNA, 483 nt
Organism: Macroventuria anomochaeta
Lineage: Eukaryota; Fungi; Ascomycota; Dothideomycetes; Pleosporales; Didymellaceae
Exons: 2
Coding region: 1-483 (160 amino acids)
Source: RefSeq, a predicted model, not a curated record
AUGCCUAUCCUGGAGAUGCAAGCUUGUUUGCCCUCGGAUGAGUCUGCGUUCGGCGCAGACAACGCUGAGACGUGUAGAGACAGACUGUCAAGCGUCCAAUUGGCUCCGCGACUGAGUCUGGUCGAUGUUGUCCAGAGACUCAUGGCAAACAACUCAAUGCGCCAAGAAUUCUCGAGGUUGACCGCUUUUCCCUUGUUUCUAACGAUAGGAGCCCUACAAGCCAUGAUCUUCACAGCGAAGACACAAUUGCUUGAGACAUCUCAGUCUGUUCUCUUCGAGCGUGCACUUGCCCGCUGGAAGGAGAUGUGGGAUCACUCCCAGACUACUCGAGCCUCAUCGAAGGAGGUUGGAUUCAUGGUCCACGCGGAAGAGAUUUGGCUACUCGCACAGAAGGUUUUGAAGUCAGAUGCGUCAAAGCUGAUUUCACGAUUCGGAGUCAACGACAUGACGCAGGUUAGGCGAUGGUUGGCAGAGCUUGGUUGA